AUGAGUUCAAGACUGAUACCCAUCAAGGACCAGGCUGCGUUGGUACUUGAGGAUGGUAAAAUAUACAAGAUACAGCAUAGAAGGCAGCGUAAAAUCCUGAGCUGCGUACCAUGCCACCAACGGAAGAUCAAAUGCUCGCGGGAUCACCCUGUUUGCACGAACUGUAUGAAGAAUAAUUGGAAGUGCUCUUAUUUUGUCAACGACAGAGUAUCGCGUGGUGGGCAGACAUCCAUCACUCCUAAGAGUGAGAACGAAGCUGGCGCUGACACUGGUGUAUCAAUGACGAAUGAUAGUCUCGUCGGAAAUUAUACCGAAGUCGAGAAGAAGCAGAGGCUUCUCAUGGCAAUCGAAGAAGCGAGGACCAUGCUCCGAGACGAGAAGAAUUUGAUAGAGCUCAGUAAGAAGCAGAAACGGAAAUAUACCAGGCGAAAGCAACAGCAGCAGGACCAACAGCGCCUGCAACAGAAGCAGAAUCUACAGCAGCAGCAGCAGCAGCAGCAGCAGCAACAGCAGCAACAGCUCACUGAUUCUCAGACUCCACUUCUCAGCACAGAACCCGCAGUUUAUUCACAUUCCGGUUCAAACCUGUUGAACCCAUCACCAACCUCAGCUCUGACGCCUCUUUUGCAACCUUCAAUCACCACACCUGCUUUUUCACCUCUGGCGUCCUCGGUUUCCUCUCAAGAAGGUCCGAGUAUAUCUCCCAAAGACAUUCUGGUGUACUUACCAGAAAAAGGUAGAUGUUUUCUCUUGAUUGAGGUUUACAAAAUGACAGUGCAUCCAAUCAUUCCGGUAAUAGACAUAGAUCAGUUCACAAAUGACCAUGACGAGUUUUGGAAUUCCAUAGAGCAUAGCAAGCAAGUCUCUACUGACUUCUUACUGCUUUUGUUUCCCAUUUUGUACGCGGCCACCAAGUCCGAAUUCCAUCGCUUCAACAAUAAUGACGAAUUAUUUCAAGAAAUGGGCAGUUAUCAAGAGGCAGCUAAUGUGCUUUACGCUAUGAAUGAUUUUCCUAACAGAUAUUCAUUAAAAAUUUUGACUGGGUUCGUGUUGAUAAACUCCAUUGUGGAAAACCCCAAUAUCACUAUUAUUGCGCAACUAUCUAGAUUGGCUCAACGUGCUAUGUUGACUCGGGAUCCCGCAUCUUACCAUGAGAUCAGUGAUGCCAGUUUAGUUCAGUCGCGUCGUAUUUUGUUUUGGCAAAUAUUUCAGCUUGAUACAAUGACUUCUCUGCACAACAAUUUACCACCUUUAAUGAAAUUGGACGAAUUCGACACGGCUUUGCCUGCAGAAGUUGUGCAAGGUAAACUUAAUCCCAGCUUAUGUUUUCUAAACGCAAAAUACAGGUUUGUCUUGCUGCUGAACGAACUGUGUACACAAACCAACACGGGCAUGUUUCAAGGCCUCAAGGAGCGAAUCGUUGAUCUACACGCAUGUUGUAUGGGAAGUGCUUUGUCUUUGCGUAGUUAUCUGAAACAGGAAAAUCAACCUCCUAAUGUCAACACCAAGUUCAUUGAAUGGGCGGUAUUCAUGCUGAAUACCUUUGCGGAUCGUGCAUGUCUACUGUUACAUUUAAACAUCAUAAAAACGUCUAUGCCUUUACUUAUGAAACGAAGGCGAUUGUGGAAAGAAGAAAUAAGCUCCAAAGAUGGAGCGCCUUCAGAUCCUAUAGCUGAAAGCGGGUACGGUAAGAAUUUUUUGACAAUUCAAAGCAUACUCAAUGAUAGUGGUAAUUUGACAUUAGAACAUGCGUUAAUCGACUGUCCUGACGGUACAACUGCUAGCGGAUUUGUCUACAAUUACGAAGAUUUGACAAGUAAUCUUAUCCCUGCAUCUCUACACUAUCUGGAUGAAUUUCUCAAAUAUCACUCUGAUGAAAACUAUUCGUGCUACAAUUGGGAACUUUUGGUCGGCAACAUGCCUAUAAAUGCCAUCACCUUCGCCUUAAAAACACUUGCCCUCGAUUUGAACCGUGCGCAACAAAUGAAUCAAAUCCUCAUACUUCAAAAUGAUUUGCGAUACAUUCUCUUGUCAAAGGCAAUUCCUGUUGCGGAGAUGAAGGUCGAUCACAAGACUGCGGUUUGCAAGAAUUGUUUCCAGCUCAUUAAACUGCUCUUCAGGCUCAUUAUCGUCAAGUUUGGAACCAUCAUGGGAUCAACAGAUAGCGUGGCGCUGGAUCCGUCUAAGAUUUUUUACAGCAAGUACGAUGUGGGUAGUACGCCUCUUCUAAGCAACCACUCCAACGUGGUACCACAGCCUAGUCUCAGCACACUGACCACGGAGGACGGCAGCGGGCCAGGCUCCAAAAGAAACAGUGACGUUGUGAUCCCUACCCCUGGUGAUCUCGAUCAGCAAAGAGAUACCAACCGCAUUCUAAGUAUAACCAGCAUCAUUAACAGUGAAGACCUGUUCAACGACGGUUUUUCGUUCUCAGGAAAUCUGAUCUACAAUAACAACGCCCUGGACACUUCCUACACCACUUCAUGCGCACAGAUCGCCCCUCGUACUAUGAGGGCUCUAGCGUCCCUCCCGCACAGCCGCUCGCCAUAUUCCCUGUUUGGCAAUAUGUCCACAAGCUCCCAGUCCAUGGAUAGUAACCUACUUUUCAACCCUUUCUUCAAGGGUCUUUCACCGGCUAGCGAGUUUGUGGAGUCGCAGGCGAAAAGGUGUACAAGUGCCGAACUCGAGCCUGAAGUUUCUUCCGUCGCACCCGUUUUUGAGCCCUCACAAGAAAUUGAUCGAAUCUAUCAAGAGGUGCAACGCUACAUUGUGCUUCUGAACGGCGACACUGGGGAGUUGGAAGCCAUCGGGACCGGAGACGAGUAUUAUCGUGAGUUCGAGAAUGCGCUCUUAGAAAUAAUCUGCGGAAUUUUAAGUAGUUAA
Lachancea fermentati is the source of this 2883-nucleotide messenger RNA. The record is from the annotation of a GenBank genome assembly. NCBI's taxonomy places the organism in Eukaryota, Fungi, Ascomycota, Saccharomycetes, Saccharomycetales, Saccharomycetaceae.